Ciona intestinalis (vase tunicate) is the source of this 1678-nucleotide messenger RNA. RefSeq lists its product as uncharacterized. Lineage: Eukaryota; Metazoa; Chordata; Ascidiacea; Phlebobranchia; Cionidae. Gene Ontology annotation, cellular component: nucleus; nucleoplasm; mitochondrion. Gene Ontology annotation, molecular function: tRNA binding. Gene Ontology annotation, biological process: mitochondrial tRNA 5'-end processing; positive regulation of mitochondrial translation. The record is from RefSeq and is a predicted model, not a curated record.
UCUUUGUUUUGUGUAACAGUGGUCAUGCUUAAUUAUUGACUAUGCUUGCUAAACUUGUUUCACGAGCGUUUCUUCAGCGCGUAUUACCACGGACAUCUGUUAACCGAACUGCUAUCAAACUACCAGCAGAUUUAUUUGAGAAUGAAAAUGGCUUACAAGCUGAGCCAAUCGACAAUAAGUUCGCUGGUGAACCAGAGUCAUACAUGGAUUUUGAAGAAAAGGCAAGAGAAUUGAUGAAACCAGAGCGAGUAAAAGAGUCCAGUUAUAUUAAGGAGCUUGCAAAGCAUUUGAAUAAACCAAACAAACAGUUGGAUGGCUCAUUUCAUUUUAGUGGUAUUUCAAGUAUUGCAGACCAACAAGAGUUGAAUGGGGAACUGGUAAAGAUGUAUAACAAAGAUAUAAGUUCAUUGUGGUUGGAUAAAGAAGAUAGCCAUACACCAGAUGACCUGGAAUUAAAAUUGGCGUAUCAGUAUGCCCUGCAACUGGUUAUACCUGGAAGAUUUGACUUUCCAACGAAACAGGAUUAUGAUAAUUGUAAAGAUGAUCUAAAAAUUUGUGUAAAAUCUUUAAAUGAAUCUAAAAACUUUCUUAACGCCAUAAAAAAAUUAAUGAAACACUGGUCGCACAGUCGAUUGAAGGUUUUUAAUAAAUCAGAACAGAAAAACCAGAGUGAGGAUACAGUUAAGGUAAAACACACCUCACCAAAAAACACACUUCUGACAUUUUAUUCACCAAGUCUUAUGAUGCGUUUUAAUAAAAGACGUUUAAUAACAGCCCAGCAGCAUGGACAACCAAUGAUUGUUGACAUGGAUUUUGAGACCUACUCAAACGUGGGUGAUAUGUACAAGCAACUAUCGAAAGUAAUUGCUGAUAAUCGUCGUUUAUGUCACCCAUUUAAUGUUAUUAUGGCAAAUCAUAGGAAAGACAACGAGUUAAGUGCGUGGAGUAAAACAGAUUUCUUCAGAAAUAACGAUAACUCAGCUUAUCUCAAUGUUACUGAAAAAUCUUACCUUGACAUGCAGCCUUUGAUAAACCCGGAAAGUCUCAUAUAUUUGACUCCAGAUGCUUCUGAAUACAUGACUGAGUUUCAACAUGAUAAAGUUUACAUUUGGGCCGGGCUUGUGGACAAAAUUCCCCAGGCUGGGUUGACAAAGACAAAAGCACAUUCCGAGAAAAUAAAAUGUGAACGGUUUCCUUUAGAGUUGUAUUUGAAAUGGGGGGGAAUUGGAGCUAGGAAAAAUCUUUGCCUCACAGAUGUGUUUAACAUACUGGUAACUUUAAGAGAUACAGAUAAUGAUUGGGUAAAAGCUUUCAGUGCACUCUCAAACCGGUUUCACCGUGGUCUUACUGAGCUUGGAAAAUGGGCUGUAGAUUACGACGAAAAAAUUAUUCUUGAUUUCGAAUCUGGAAAGAGAAAGUUGGAAGAAAAAGAGAGAAACAAUAAAUUUACCAAAGUGUAUAAAACAAAACCCUAUUUUGGUCAAUCUGGGUUUGCUUCAAAAUUUUCGUAAAUCUUUAAAUCUUUCGUAAAAGUUUUUUUUUCGUUUUUACAAAUUCAAAGAAAUUUCGUAAAUAUUUUCAUUCUACUUUUAACAUGAACUGAUUUGUUGCAUAAGCUGUUAAAUUUAAAGCAAAUUAAGGAUUUUAUAAGUAAUUUUAUUUCUUGCAUUCAAGGAAA